Ostertagia ostertagi is the source of this 546-nucleotide messenger RNA. The record is from the annotation of a GenBank genome assembly. Lineage: Eukaryota; Metazoa; Nematoda; Chromadorea; Rhabditida; Trichostrongylidae.
AUGCUAUUCAUAUUCCUACGAAUAGCUAUUCUUCAAGGUGUUGUUGCGUCGACAAUGGAUUUUUCUUUUAAUCGACUGUUAAAAACGAAUCAGUACAUCAUCAUAUCACAGCAGCUGUGCCAAACAAAGGUCGAAUCUCAUGUUAACGAUCAAACCUGUCCGAGAUCGUUUAUUCCUAUUUCUAGCGAAGUGCAGAAAUCGAUUCCUGUAUGUGACUCUCCCAUUCGUGUCCAUCUUAUUCGUGAUCCUGAGCGAAGACGACCGCCUCGAGCUCUUUACGUUGGACGCCAUCGCAACGGGCAAACAAUUGCAUUUAUUGAAGACAUAGUGGCCCCUCGUUUACCAUCUUUCAACCGCACAUCAAAUAUUUAUUCUCGUCUCAUAGACUUCGGAAGCAGACCGCACAAGUACAUGAAUCAGUACAAUACGGAUUUCACGCUGUACGAUCAUGUAUAUCAGCUGUUCUACCUAGUCAAUCAUGAUUCCACUGCUGCGCAGCACUGUGCCGUUUUACGCUUGUCAAAUCUCUUUCCUGGUGAGUUGUGA